AUGCUCCCCACCCGCGUCAUGUCAGCAGCAGUCAGCUCAUCCCUGCGACCAUGGAGGUUUGCCCCGCUUCGGCCUGAUGCAAGUAAUGAAGGCAACAAGGCCACUUUGAAGGGUGUUGUGUUUGAUGUCGACGGGACAUUAUGUCUACCGCAAAACUAUAUGUUCCAAGAGAUGCGCUCCGCGCUCGGGAUUGAUAAAUCCGUUGAUAUCAUUGGGCAUAUCCGCAGCCUGCCAACACAAGAAGAUCGCACCGCAGCUAUCACAAGAAUUAGGAACAUCGAACGGGAAGCUAUGGUCAAGCAAGUUCCUCAGCCUGGUCUUCUAGAAUUGAUGGAUUAUCUGCAGUCAAAGGCAUUGAAGCGGGCGUUAUGUACCCGGAAUUUCGAAACACCCGUAAACCACCUUCUAACAACGCACCUCCCAACACAUGAGUUUCUCCCAAUCAUAACCCGCGAUACACCAGACAUCCUCCCAAAGCCAGAUCCGGCAGGGAUUUUACAUAUAGCCAAAGAAUGGGGCACUAAACCAGAAGAUUUGAUCAUGGUCGGUGACAGCCUUGACGACAUGACAGCAGGCCACCUAGCAGGCGCUGCCACGAUCCUGUUACUAAAUGAUCAUAAUCGAGCCUUGAAGGAGCAUGAACAUACGCAUAUGUGGGUUAAGCGCCUAGACGACAUAAUUUCCAUCUUGGAGGAUGGCGUCGCGGAUCCUGCAGAGAAUCCCAAAGAUGAUGAUGAUGAUGAGUGGGUCAAUGAGCAGUGAUAAACGUGUGGUUAUAGAUGCGAUAUUUAUAUUUUUAGAUUAGAGAUAAUAAUCCCUGGAUAUAAUUUUGUGAUAUAUUAUUUAUAUCCUUAUUUCUAGUGAUAUUAUUACUUAGGUAUAUACAUAUUCCCUAGUAUUCGAACACAAAACCCGGAUGGUUGUUGUCCACUAGGUACCCCAACAGAAGGAAAUAGAAUGGGCAUCUAAUCUAUGUAAACACGCCACGGCACAUUCAGCAAAACGUCAAGACAGUAUUUAUAUCCUUCGAGGUAGUUUUCAGGGUCUAUGGUGGUCCCACUCUUUCUGAGCCGCGCUGGGCCUAGGUCGGUUUGUUUCCCGAUUUAAACCCCCUUUGGCUCCUCUGCUACGACCUCGGGGACCACCACCACCGCCAUUGCCGCCUUUGCCCCUAGGUUGCCGACUACUUGCCCCGUUACUUUUAUGGAUUGGAGGUCGGGUAGGCGACAAAGAGCGUUGGCGGGUAUUAUUACCGAAAUAUUGGUCUCGUUCUCUAUAUCCGCGGUGAUAAUCGCUGGGAUUAUGGGGCGCGUUUCCUGGACCUUGAGGGCGACGUGUAUCAUCAUCAAGAUUCCUACCACGUCCAAUUCCACUGCUAAAGCGAAUGCGUCUAUGUGGGGGUGAACGGUUUAUCCUUGGGUUCCAACUAUCUGGUCGCCCGAAACCUCCAUCACUCUCGACAGAUGAUGAUCGGGCGCUCGCACGGCCUCUGAUCCUGUAAUCAGGGUUAUUCUGAUUACUAUUUCCCUUGCCAGAAAUAGCAACAGGGAAAGUGUUCAGGUUGGAAGUCAUUGCAGGGUCAAAAUGUUUAAGGCUGAAGGAUGAG
Histoplasma capsulatum G186AR is the source of this 1606-nucleotide messenger RNA. RefSeq lists its product as uncharacterized. The transcript has 5 exons. The record is from RefSeq and is a predicted model, not a curated record. The coding region runs from base 1 to 762 and encodes 253 amino acids. NCBI's taxonomy places the organism in Eukaryota, Fungi, Ascomycota, Eurotiomycetes, Onygenales, Ajellomycetaceae.